This is a messenger RNA of Tigriopus californicus, 7110 nucleotides long. Its product is annotated as voltage-dependent calcium channel type A subunit alpha-1-like. Gene Ontology annotation, biological process: calcium ion import across plasma membrane; chemical synaptic transmission. Gene Ontology annotation, cellular component: voltage-gated calcium channel complex; membrane. The record is from RefSeq and is a predicted model, not a curated record. Bases 812 to 6535 code for a protein of 1907 amino acids. Gene Ontology annotation, molecular function: calcium ion binding; high voltage-gated calcium channel activity. Lineage: Eukaryota; Metazoa; Arthropoda; Copepoda; Harpacticoida; Harpacticidae. The transcript is spliced from 32 exons.
UGGUUGGCGGUCGGUAGGUCGGUCGGUCGGUCGGUGUGUCGGUGUGUCCUCCAGGUCCUCCUUCGUCGUCGUUCACUCCGAGCCCGUUCGUCCUCUCCUUCGUCUUCCAACUCUUCCUGUGUUUGAGAGUCACUCGUCAGUCCCCGGGACGGACACCUCUUAGCCAAAAAAGGGAACUAGGACAUGGUUCAUCAUGCAGACUGACAAAGGCUGCAAGGCCGUGAGUCGUUGUGAGUCGAUGUGAGUUGUGAGAGGUGAUUGGAACUUGCCCGUGAGUGAGAAUGAGUGCGGAAUGCUUGGCUGCUUCCCGAGAUCCCGAGACCGUGAAGUGAAGUGUACCAUGGGGUCUGCUGCCAUGGUCCAAUCUGUCCUUUGACCAUUCCCCCCUCUAACGGGGGCUCACACAAGAUUUCGCAAAAGGUACCUCAGCCUUUAGAGCUCUUGCGAUGUGUGUAUGAUUUGUCCUCCAGAUAAUGCACGCAUUCAUUCACCCUUCUCCCUUAUGUGUACAAUAUUAGAACGAGAGAGGUCUUCUUCUUAUGAAUCAUUAAUCCCGUCUUCAAUAUACCUCUUGGUGAAAGGAUGGAAGGGAUCAGGUCACCGUCGUACCCCUCCACUGAGUGCUGCAGCCGCCUGGGCGCACCAACCCAAGAAGACAAUCCUCCUUGGCCGUCAAAACAAACAGUUCAACCUCAAGGAUGAAGUCAAAACAUAAGCUGUGUCUAGAGUUUGAGUGACCAAAUCGCCGAGUCUCCCCGCCCCUCCGGCGGACACGCCCCAGAUCUGAGUCCCAGCCUAACCUAGAUCCAUUAUGGUCCGACGCCAGAAGCCCAUGCCGGGCAAGCACAAGGCAGCCGAAUUGCCCAGCUCCAUGUUCAUUCUCUCCGGAACGAAUCCGUUCCGGCGGGCGGCCAUGUGGUUGGUCCGAUGGAUUGCCUUUGAGUGGCUCAUCAUCCUCACCAUUAUUGCCAAUUGUGUGGUCAUGGCUAUGGAUGAGCACUUGCCCCAUCGAGACAAGUCCACCUUGGACCAUAAGUUGGAGGAACUGGAGCCUUGGUUUAUGGGCAUCUUCACCAUGGAGAUGAUUGUCAAGAUCCUCGCAGAUGGGUUCAUUCUUCACAAAGGAAGCUACCUUAGAAAUCCGUGGAACAUCAUGGACUUUAUCGUUGUUGUCUCUGGGUUUUUGCCUUAUUUGAUCCCUGCCUCCGACGAUGGGAAAUCAGGCCCGGAUUUGUCGACACUUCGAACCUUCCGUGUUCUCCGUCCCCUAAAACUAGUCUCAGGAGUGCCAAGUCUCCAAGUUGUGAUGUCUGCCAUUGGAAAAGCCAUUGGUCCACUAGUCAAUAUUGCUCUGCUCUUGCUCUUUGCCAUCAUCAUCUUCGCUAUUAUCGGCUUGGAGUUCUACGCCGGAGCCUUGAACAAGACAUGCUAUGACAUUGAGGACCUGAAUCGAGUGGUGAUGGAAAGCGAAUCAGGCAAUCCGUGUCAUGAUGGCGUCGCCGCCGAUGCUCCCAUAGGUGCCUAUACCUGUAAUCAAGAGGUGUCCAUUUGCCUAGAGAAAUGGGAGGGUCCGAACAGCGGGAUUACCUCUUUCGACAAUAUCGCCUUGGCCAUGCUCACCGUAUUCCAAUGUGUCACCAUGGAAGGGUGGACGCCUAUUUUAUACUGGACCAAUGAUGCCUUAGGCAGUGUUUUCAAUUGGGUAUUCUUCAUUCCACUCAUCGUACUGGGCUCGUUCUUCAUGCUCAAUCUUGUCCUUGGGGUUCUAAGUGGAGAGUUUGCCAAAGAGAAGGAGCGAGUGGAGAGCCGCUCAGGGUUCAUGAAACUGAAAGAACAACAAAGACUUGACAAGGAACUUAAUGGCUAUGUUCAGUGGAUUUGUCGGGCCGAGGAUUUGGUUUUAGCGGAAGAACGAACAUCUGACGAGGAUCGAGCUCGAAUCACAGAGCAAAGAAAGAAAUGGGAAGAGAAAAUCCGAAAAGGCAUGACCACCAUCAAUAAAAACGACAGCGUGGAAACGAACUCAGUAGAUGACGAAGACGAUGGAACCACAAGUGCCGAGACAAACAAACGAGUGCACCGCUCUGAAAAGCGAUUCCGUUUCUUUAUUCGACGCAUCUGCAAGACGUCCUACUGGUUUUGGUUCGUCAUUGCUUUGGUGUUCUUGAACACGUGUACCGUGGCUGUGGAGCACUACAAUCAACCCCUGUGGCUCACCGAAUUCCUUUAUUACGCCGAGUUCCUGUUCCUCUCCGCUUUCAUAUUUGAGAUGUCCAUCCGAAUGUAUGCUUUGGGCGUCACGGCUUUCUUCAACUCCUCGUUCAACCGCUUCGACGUCAUGGUCAUCACGGGCUCGGUCUUGGAGGUGUUCUGGGUCAACUUUCACGAACGAGCGGGCUCGUUUGGCCUUUCGGCCUUGAGAGCCUUGCGUCUACUCCGAGUGUUCAAAGUCACAAAGUAUUGGUCGCGUCUCCGAAACCUGGUGAUUGCCUUGAUGAAUGCCAUUUCCUCUAUUCUCUCGCUCUUGUUCCUGCUCUUCUUGUUCAUCUUCAUCUUUGCUCUACUUGGAAUGCAACUCUUUGGUGGGUCCUUCAAUUUCCCGGAAGGAACGCCCACCUCCAAUUUCAAUACCAUUGUGGCGGCUCUUCUCACGGUGUUCCAGAUUCUCACGGGAGAGGAUUGGAACCAGGUCAUGUACACGGCCAUCAAUUCCAAAGGAGGCCGAGCCAACGGAGGCACCAUCUACAGCUUGUACUUUGUCAUGCUGACACUUUGCGGAGAUUACACUCUUCUCAACGUGUUUUUGGCCAUUGCUUGCGAUUCCCUAGACCAAGCUGCAGCCCUCACCGAAGCCGAGGAGGCCGAAAAAGAGAGACAAAAACAAGCGGCCGAACAAUUGCUGAAUAAAGAUAAAGUCCAGGAAGAGGACAAAUCACCGGAGGAGGAAAUCGAUCCUAUUCGGGCGGCUGAAAUGGCCUUUGAGCGGGCGGCUGAGGCUGCCGCCAGAGCCGCUCUUCAGGCUGAGGAAGAGGAGGAGGAAGAAGAGGAACGCCCAAUCCUUCCUUAUUCGUCAUUUUUCAUUCUGUCUUCCACCAAUCCGUUGCGGAUCUUGGUUCAUUGGAUUGUGACCAAGAAGGUGUUUGAUAUGUUCAUUAUGCUCAUUAUUGUGUUGAGCUCGAUUGCUUUGGCCUCCGAGGAUCCCGUGGAUGAGGAUUCUCCAAGGAACAAGUUCAUGGGCUAUGCCGAUUACUUUUUUACUGCCAUCUUCACUCUGGAGUGCUCGCUCAAAAUUCUGGACCUGGGAUUCAUUCUCCAUCCUGGUGCUUACAUGCGGGACUUUUGGAAUUUCAUGGAUAUCACCGUUGUCACUUGUGCCUUGAUCUCCUUCUACCACACAAUAGCGGGCACGCCCACUGGCCAACGGUUGAAAUCCUUGAAGCUCUUGCGAGUCCUACGUCCAUUGAAGACAAUCAAUCGAAUCCCUCAGCUGAAGGCUGUUUUUGACUGUGUGGUGAUAUCGCUCAAAAAUGUAUUCAAUAUCCUCGUUGUUUAUAUACUUUUCCAAUUUAUCUUCGCUGUUGUUGGAGUGCAAUUGUUCAAUGGAAAAUUCUUCUAUUGCACUGAUGAGAGCAAGGGAACCCCUGAAGAGUGCCAAGGCUAUUUCUACAUUUUCGAAGACCGUCAUCUGCCUCCUUUGGUCUUGGAGCGGAAUUGGGAGAAGAAAUCCUUUCAUUACGAUAACUGCUUCAUGGCCAUGCUCACCUUGUUUGCAGUUCAAACCUCGGAAGGAUGGGUCGCGAUCCUCCAAGAUUCCAUGUCCUCAACUUACGAGGAGGAGGGUCCCAUUCCGUGGUUUCGGGUGGAAAUGUCCAUCUUCUAUAUUGUGUUCUUCAUUGUAUUCCCAUUCUUCUUUGUUAACAUUUUUGUGGCUUUGAUCAUUGUGACGUUUAAUGAGCUUGGCGAAGCUGAAUUGCAAGACGACAUGGACAAGAACCAGAAAUCCUGCAUUGACUUUGCCAUCCAAGCCAAGCCUAUGGAACUUUACGUUCCAGAUGAGACUUCGGGACCACGUUACCACAUAUGGAAGUUGGUCACUUCUGAGCCGUUCGAAAACUUUAUCCUUAUGCUCAUUGUUUGCAACACAAUUUUGCUCAUGCUCAAGUUCCAUGGAGCACCUUUAUACUUCACGGACAUCCUAAGCUAUUUCAAUCUUGUUUUCACCUUGCUCUUCACGGUGGAAUGCAUUUUCAAACUUGUGUCUUUUGGACCAAGGAACUACUUCAAGGACUCUUGGAAUACUUUUGACUUUAUCACCGUGGUCGGAAGUAUCAUCGAUGCCACUAAAAUGGUCUCGGUGGGCUUCUUGAAGCUCUUCCGAGCAGCCCGUCUCAUUAAGCUACUUAGACGGAGUGUCAGCGUCCGAAUUCUUCUCUACACUUUCGUCCAAUCUCUGAAGGCGUUGCCCUAUGUGUGCAUGCUGAUGGGGAUGUUGUUCUUCAUCUAUGCCAUUGUGGGAAUGCAACUUUUUGGCUCCAUGAUGAUUGAUCCAAGCUCGUCUAUCGAGAGGCACAACAACUUUAGACACUUCUUCCAGUCAUUAAUGCUUCUCUUUAGAUGUGCUACUGGGGAAGCUUGGCCAGAUAUCAUGUUGGAUGCCGCUUCCGGCCGGCCUUGCGAUCCCUUGGCCAUUGAACUGAACAAGACCACUGGUUUACCUGCUUGGGAACAAACUUGUGGAAGCUCCUUGACCUAUAUCUACUUUGUGUCCUUCAUCUUCUUGUGCUCCUUCAUUAUGCUCAACUUAUUCGUGGCAGUCAUUAUGGACAACUUUGAUUAUCUGACAAGAGACUCAUCUAUUCUGGGAUCCCAUCAUUUGGGAGAGUUCAUCAAUACGUGGUCCAAUUAUGAUCCCAGUGGAACAGGAAAGAUCCAUUACACAGAAGUAUUCAACAUGCUCAGGGACAUUGAUCCUCCCUUGGGAUUUGGCAAGAAAUGUCCAGAGCGAAUGGCUUACAAGAAACUGAUUCGAAUGAAUAUGCCAAUGGAUAUGGAGGGCAAGGUCAACUUCACCACAACUCUUUUUGCCCUCAUUCGCGAGAACCUCAAGAUCAACGUUCGAGAAUCGAGUGAAAUGGACCAAGCAGACAUUGAGUUGCGCACCACAAUCAUCAAAUGCUGGCCACACACAAAGCGAGAAAAGAUCGAACUCCUUGUUCCAACCUGGAAACAAACUGGAACUGGACACCUAACGGUGGGGAAGCUCUACGGUGGGAUUCUUAUUUACGACAAUUGGAAGAAGACCAAAUUCGGACAAAUCGAAGUUCUUCGGCAACAGGAGGCCGAAAUCCAAGAACUGGAACGAGCAGCCAAAGAAAUUGAACGAGCCAAACUCCGCCAAGAGGCCAUUGACCGAGGAGAAGAUCCAGAUGCUCUAAUUUUCAGCGACGACGACGUCGAAGGCAUCCAUGAGAGUGAUAAGCAGAACAACAAUGCCCAUGAGAGCGAGCAUGUGCCUAAUUUGGAUGAUCCAGAUAAUGCAUAUUACCCUGAAGAGGAGUAUUAUGACGUUCUUGGACGACCUCUGAACCAUCAUGGCGUCAACAAAAUGCCACCCAUACAGGAACACGGCUAUGAGGAUGAAUACGGCUAUGUGGACGAAGGCGAGGGCAAUUGGGGAGGAUGGGACCAGCCUUGGCCUAAUGACUAUGGGCACCAAGAUGCCCCAUACACUCAGUCCUCGGUGCGAAGCCCGAGUUUCAGCAACUUCGAUCCGUACUACCCUCCACGUCCAAACGGGUAUGAACCUGGUCCUCCCCCACCCCCGGCUCCAAUGGAAUCUUGGAACCAACAGACCUCCUAUCCAACUCAACGACCAAAUGGGACAGGUCGGAAGCUACCGCAAACGCCGAAAAUGCCUUCAACCCUGACGAAUCAUCUUCAGGGUCAAUCUCAUUCUCACAAUCACAUAGGGAAUCAAUCCAAUGGGCCUGGUGGUUACCAGGCAAAUAAUUCUCGUGUGCCAAAUCACGUGGACCAGCUGGCCAUGCCUUUGUCCAUGGGCCGAAAACUACCCGCUACGCCAAACAAGCCCAGUUCGCUCUUUGGACAAACUGCUUCCAUGGCCUUUCAUAACUUGACUGAACGGUUCAACAAACCGUCCUCUCUCUCCUUCAGGCCACAUGUCACUGACACUGCCAACGCCAGUCCUAGUUGUGGUUCCUUCAGCUUCCCGAAGCUGAAUGGGUCACCUUCACACCCAUUUCCCAAUCAGUUCAGUGGUUCUGCCGGAUUCAUGGGCAACUUUAGCGGAUUUAGCACCCCAAUGGACACGGUCCUUGACCGAUUUGGACGGACUGGCCCCGCAGCCUUGCACCCUCCAUCCUCGUUUCCCGGUCAACGCAAGCUCCCCUCGUUGGCCCAUUUUGGUCGAUCCAACUCCUUGGGUCGGAAUUUGCCGCCCAUUCCGAGCAAACCGCCCACUUUGGUGAGAAGGCGGACCUUCGAGGAUGAUGAUUACCGGACGGAUUGGAUUUGAUCCUGGCAAAUGCAGGCUGCUUCCUCCAAAAUGAUCCAUGGCAUUCUUGCCCAGAAGCAGCCUGACUAGAUGUGUUGUAGAAUCGUGUUUGUGAUAUUUUCCCCGUUCUCCAAAGAUUCAUACUGUUCAAUUGAAGCGAGUUCUUUGCUUGUUUCUUCCACUUUAUUGGAGGUCCACUCAACGAGAUGACUUGCACGUACCAAACCUAACUUGUCAAUUGCUUUUUCCUUGAACAAAUGUUAUGAUCCACAUGUACGAAACUUGGAUUUCCAUGCCACUCCCCAUUACAUUCUGUGUUGCUCAUUUGGAAUGCACUUUGACCUGUCCUUUGAAAAAGUCAUUGAUGAUGUUUAUCAUUUACCCUGUAAGAAGAGGGAACUUUGGCGCCAAUUUUGAGCUCUCACACUCAUGAUGACAAUCAUCUCUCAAAGUUCUAGAUCCCACUGACAUCCAUUUAUUGCUAUCAAUAGUUUCAUCCUCUACCCUCAUAGUGACAAUCAAUUCCAGACUACUUACUCAUGUCAAGUUAAAUGAUGACGAUGAUUCACCAAUGCAAUAAAAGAUAUACGUUUCAA